CUAGACAUUUGACAUACUCCAUAUGACCAAGACAACCUAACCUUAAAUAAAUUAUCAACAGUAGAAAUAUUGUUAAUUUAAAUUUAUAUUAAUAAAAAAUGCGUUUGCCUGCAGCUAAUAAAGCCUCUAUGUUAUUAGGUAUCUGCGUACCUAGUCUUAAACAAGGAGCAUCAAAGUUUAAAAUCAAGAGACUUGAACUGGACAGUAACUUGCAUAUGUACUUUACAAAAUUCGAGUUUGUGUAUGCCCACGAUCCCCAAAAACAAUGCAAAACUGGAGACAUUGUUUUGAUUGAACAGUUACCUCAAAAAUUAACCAUGCUCAUUACACAUGGCGUCAAAGAGAUAAUCUAUCCCUUAGGAGAUGUCACUUGCCCAUUAACAAAUAAAAAAGUAGUGGCGAGUAAAUACAGAGACCAUAUCGAUGCAAUUAACAAAGUUUAUGGAGAAAGACCAGGGGCAUUUAAUUAUAAAAAUGCACCACAGCGAGGUUGGCAAGAGGAUAAAAAGGACUUCUCACAUGUAGACACAUAUAUUAAGUACCAUGACGAUGGCACGGAACAACCUUACGCAGUUUAAUUGUUUCUAUUUUUUUCUUUGUAUAUAGUUGGGUUAUAAGAAAAGUACAGUUGUAGUGUUUA
This is a messenger RNA of Sitophilus oryzae (rice weevil), 640 nucleotides long. RefSeq lists its product as uncharacterized. Bases 99 to 578 code for a protein of 159 amino acids. Gene Ontology annotation, molecular function: structural constituent of ribosome. NCBI's taxonomy places the organism in Eukaryota, Metazoa, Arthropoda, Insecta, Coleoptera, Curculionidae. Gene Ontology annotation, cellular component: mitochondrial small ribosomal subunit. Gene Ontology annotation, biological process: mitochondrial translation. The record is from RefSeq and is a predicted model, not a curated record. The transcript has 2 exons.